AUGGAGGCGACAGAGCUCGACAACGACACCAGGGGGUGGAUCAUGUGUAUCGUGAGCGGAAUAGCUUGCGUUGUUGGUGCAUCUAUUAUCUGUGUCGAUUUGCUUGUGCGCUACAUUCCUGGGAAACGCAACUUCAGGAUACAAGACAGCAAUGGCUUUCUGGCCUGCUCACUAAGCCUGAGCUUCGGCGUCAUGCUCUACUCGGCGUUAAACAGCAUGCUGCCGUCCGCGAAACAGUAUCUUAAGGAGGAUGGGUUUCAGGAUCAGCUGGCAGGAUUCCUUAUGAUGGCCUGCUUCAUUGGGGGCUUUGUCGGCAUCCAGGUCAUUUCACGCCUGCUGCACCAGUACAUGCCGUCGCAUGUUGUCGACUGCGACCACACGCACGACCACAGCGAGAGCGAUGCUCGAUCGCGCAGCCAAAGCAGAAAGACAUCUCUGUACACCUCGAGCCGCCGGUCGUCUCGUCGGCCUCUUCUCGAAAGCGUCGCAAAGAAUGGCCAUGCCACCGAGUCUACUCCUCUGCUCAAUGGAGGGGUGGCGCAAGAAAACGGUGCUCCCCUCGUGGCUAAGCGCCACGCCUCAAGCAGAGGCAACCUGGGCCUCAACACCGGGCAUUCGACACCGGCCCGGACCUCGCGGAGCCGUGGUCCCACCGUCGACAGACGACCGUCCAUGGCCCAAGUCCAACAGCGGGUCAUGUCCUUCGUCAAGGACACAAAAACCAACUGCGAUGAAGAGGGGCCGUGCUUUGGGUAUACCGACCCAUGCGGUCAAGAGUGCUUCAAGCACUUGAGCAACCGAUCAUUAGCAACUCUGAGACAUCCGACUAUGCUGCGGAAGAGCACGGGGAGCUUCUACGCUCACAGCCAUGCCGACCUGGAGGAUCUGGAAGAGGGCGGCUCUUCAUGCGACUCGCCAAUCAGCGGAAAUUUUCCCGAGGGUUUCAUCACCUACGCAACAAACCACGCCAACCCCACACUGGGCUUCAACGUCUUUAUGGCCUUGUUCGUGCACAACAUCACCGAGGGCUUCGCCAUGGCGUUGCCGCUAUACAUGGCGCUUGGCAGCCGUAUGAAGGCCAUGUUCUGGGCCGCCGUUCUGGGCGGUCUCAGCCAGCCCCUGGGUGCGGGCGUCGCCGUUUUGUGGUUCAAGCUCGCCAAGCACACCCACCUCACCCCCAACGCCGUCGCGUACGCCUGCAUGUUCGCCAUUACGGCUGGCAUAAUGGUGAGUGUCGGUCUGCAGCUGUUUGUCGAGGCGCUCGGCCUGAACCACAACCGGAACCUCUGCAUCUUUUUCGGAUUCAUGGGCAUGGCUCUGCUGGGCAUCACCAGCGCCAUCGCCUCUACGCAUUAA
Molecule: messenger RNA, 1356 nt
Organism: Colletotrichum spaethianum
Lineage: Eukaryota; Fungi; Ascomycota; Sordariomycetes; Glomerellales; Glomerellaceae
Product: zinc-responsive transcriptional regulator ZAP1
Exons: 4
Coding region: 1-1356 (451 amino acids)
Biological process (GO): zinc ion transmembrane transport
Cellular component (GO): membrane
Molecular function (GO): zinc ion transmembrane transporter activity
Source: RefSeq, a predicted model, not a curated record